GGUGGACUUGAAGUAUAUUUUAAAGGGAUGUGUUGUUGAUUUUACAAAUAUCCUUUAUUGAGGUGUCAGAAACUUUCUGCACAAUUAAUUCAGCAUCGUUUCACGGGAAUUGAUUCCCUUUAAUAUUUAAACCCCCAUGUUUUUGAUUCGACAAACAAAGCAUCCCAUUUUCCCAUACACCAAAACAUUCAACCCUGUUGAUCUUCUAAACUACUCUCCUUUUCUUUGUCCUAAACUGCCCCAUCAUGUUUCCACCUUCUUUUUCACUACUAUUCACUUCUCUCUUUGUGUUCUUCGUUUUGAUGAGUGGAAGUUUUUGCUUAGGCACACAUGCCAACACUACACGCACCCCUCGCCAACUCUCACUAAAUUAUUAUGCGAAAUCAUGCCCCCAGCUAGAACAGCUUGUUGGUUCAGUCACUUCUCAGCAAUUCAAACAAUCACCUGUCUCUGCUCCUGCCACCAUUCGCCUCCUCUUCCACGAUUGCUUCGUAGGGGGGUGUGAUGCGUCAAUUUUAAUAGCAUCAAAGGGUGGAAGCAAGGAGUUGGCAGAGAAGGAUGCAGAGGAUAACAGAGACUUGAAGGUGGAAGGUUUUGAGACAGUGAGAAAAGCUAAGGAAGUAGUGGAGAAAAAGUGCCCUGGUGUGGUGUCAUGUGCGGAUAUUCUUGUAAUUGCAGCCAGAGAUUAUGUUCACCUCGCAGGAGGGCCAUAUUACCCUGUGAAGAAGGGGAGAUGGGACGGAAAGAUAUCAACGGCAUCAAGGGUGGCAUCCAACAUUCCUCGUGCAAACUCGACCGUGGAUCAACUCAUCAAACUGUUCAAUUCCAAGGGGCUAACCACACGGGACCUUGUAGCCCUAUCGGGGGCCCACACGAUUGGGUUUGCGCAUUGCAAGAACUUCGUGGCCCGUCUCUACAGUUACAGAGGCAAGGGCCAACCGGACCCAGACAUGGAUCCCAAACUCCUACACGCACUUAGAAUGUACUGUCCAAACUUCGGUGGAAACUCCGACAUCGUUGCCCCUUUUGACGCCACUACGCCUUUCUUGUUUGACCAUGCCUAUUAUGGCAACUUGCAACAAAAGAUGGGCUUGUUGGCCUCUGACCAGGCUCUGGCCUUCGACCCACGAACCAAGCCUAUUGUCCUAGAAUUUGCCAAGGAUAACCGCAACUUUUUCCAAGCUUUUGUCGCGGCCAUGGACAAAUUGAGUUUAAUCAAAGUGGUACGAGGGGCAAGGCACGGGGAGAAACGUAGAGAUUGUUCCAUGCACAUCUGAGCAAUUCUCGUCAAUACAAAUUUACACAAUUCUUGCAUUUAUAACUCAUACCAGACAACAUCAAUGCAACUCUAACCACGUUUCACACUGCAUUGUACAGUUAUAAAUGCAAUAGUUGUUCGGACAUUAUUAUUUCUCAAGAUUAAUCUUUUCUUUUUUCUUUUUCUUUUCA
Messenger RNA from Vigna unguiculata (cowpea), 1449 nucleotides. Its product is annotated as Peroxidase superfamily protein. The record is from RefSeq and is a predicted model, not a curated record. NCBI's taxonomy places the organism in Eukaryota, Viridiplantae, Streptophyta, Magnoliopsida, Fabales, Fabaceae. Gene Ontology annotation, molecular function: heme binding; peroxidase activity. Gene Ontology annotation, biological process: response to oxidative stress; hydrogen peroxide catabolic process.